This is a messenger RNA of Cricetulus griseus (Chinese hamster), 867 nucleotides long. NCBI's taxonomy places the organism in Eukaryota, Metazoa, Chordata, Mammalia, Rodentia, Cricetidae. The record is from RefSeq and is a predicted model, not a curated record.
AUGGUGCUGGAGAAGGACCUAAGAAUUCUUAAUCUUGAUCUGCAGGCAACAGUGUCUGCAACUCAGCGCUGCCCGUCCUCGUGCCCGCUCCAGUGCCCCACUACGCCGCCGACCUGCGCCCCCGGGGUGCGCUCCGUGCUGGACGGCUGCUCCUGCUGUCUGGUGUGCGCUCGCCAGCGCGGAGAGAGCUGCUCCGAGCUCAAGCCCUGCGACCAGAGCAGCGGCCUCUACUGUGACCGCAGCGCAGACCCCAGCAACCAGACUGGCAUAUGCAUGGUUCUAGAGGGAGACAACUGUGUGUUCGACGGAGUCAUUUACCGCAGCGGAGAGAAGUUUGAACCAAACUGUCAGUACCGCUGCGCCUGCAGAGAUGGGCAGAUUGGCUGCGUGCCCCGCUGCCAGCUGGACGUGCUGCUGCCUGGUCCCGACUGCCCAGCUCCCAGGAAAGUUGCAGUGCCUGGGGAGUGCUGCGAGAAGUGGACCUGUGGCCCAAAUGAGCAGGGGACCCUGGGAGGCCUGGCCCUUCCAGUUCGGCCAUGUGAACAAGAGCCCACACCACCAACAGACAAGAAAGGUAAAAAGUGUCUUCGCACCAAGAAGUCCCUGAAGGCCAUCCACCUGCAGUUCAAGAAUUGCACUAGCCUGCAUACCUAUAAGCCCAGGUUCUUUGGAGUCUGCAGCGAUGGCCGGUGUUGUACCCCUCACAACACCAAAACCAUCCAGGUGGAGUUUCAGUGCUCCCCGGGGCAAACCAUCAAGAAACCAGUCAUGGUCAUUGGAACCUGCACCUGUCACUCCAACUGCCCUCAGAACAAUGAGGCCUUCCUCCAGGAGCUGGAGCCGAAGAGCAGCAGAGGAGAAAUGUAA